Messenger RNA from Epithele typhae, 1398 nucleotides. RefSeq names its product thiolase-like protein. Lineage: Eukaryota; Fungi; Basidiomycota; Agaricomycetes; Polyporales; Epitheliaceae. Gene Ontology annotation, molecular function: acyltransferase activity, transferring groups other than amino-acyl groups. The record is from RefSeq and is a predicted model, not a curated record. The coding region runs from base 1 to 1398 and encodes 465 amino acids. The transcript has 12 exons.
AUGCCAUCGAAAGGACAGAGAACGUUCAUCAUCGGCUGUGGUUGCACGGCAUUCAUCAAGCCCCGCGGCCAACGGACCACAGAGGAGGCAAGCAUGAUGGGACUGGAGGCGGCGACGAAGGCUCUUCUUGAUGCAGGGAUCACCUAUGACGCCGUCCAGGCUGCAUAUGUUGGCUACUGUUACGGCGAUUCAACUUCUGGCCAGCGAGCGCUGUACCAGCUCGGGAUGACCGGCAUCCCGAUCACCAACGUGAACAACAACUGCUCGACCGGCAGCACCGCGCUCUACAACGCGAACAUGCUGGUCAAGGCCGGCGUGUACGACUGCACGCUCGCGCUCGGCUUCGAGCGCAUGUCGCGCGGCAGCCUCGGCACCAACUUCCCCGACCGCGAGUCGCCGACGAAGCCGUUCGGCACCGCGUCCUUCGAGCUCGAGAGCUCUCUUGGGGCGGGGGAGAACCACGGGCCGGGUGCGCCGCGCAUGUUCGCGAACGGCGGGCAGGAGUACUUUGACAAGUACGGGGCGAACAUUGGGCAUCUUGCGCAGAUUGCGAGCAAGAACCACAAGCACUCAGUCAACAACCCGUACUCCCAGUUCCGCGACGGGUGGUCGGUCGAACAGGUGCUUGCUGCGCCGAAGAUCACCAAGCAGCUUACUAAGUUCAUGUGUAGCCCAACCUCUGAUGGCGGCGCGUGCUGCAUUAUUGCAUCUGAAGAUUUCGUUCACAAACAUCGCCUCGAGAACCAGGCUAUCGAGAUUGUCUCAACUGCAUUGUGGACGGACGAUCCCUCGACGUUUGAGAACAGGAGCGCCAUGGACGUGAUCGGUUAUACGAUGGCUAAGAACUGCGCGGACGACGUCUUCGCGCAAGCUGGAUUUAAACAGGGCGAAGGUCGCGACCAGGUCGGCGUCGUGGAGCUGCACGACUGUUUCGCUGCGAACGAGCUCAUCACAUACGAUGCUCUUGGUCUCUGUGAGCCAGGCACGGCUCACACAAUGGUUGAGAGAGGAGACAAUACGUACGGAGGCAAAUACGUGAUCAAUCCAAGCGGUGGGCUCGAAGCGAAGGGCCACCCCUUGGGUGCGACUGGUCUGGGCAUGCACUUUUACCUCACCAUGCAACUCCGACAAUGGGCGGGCCCGAUGCAAGCCCCAGGCCUGCUUGACGGCCCUGACAAGCGCGGCAAGUUCGGGCUCGUGCACAACGUUGGCCUUGGAGGGGCCAUCGUCUGCAGCCUGCUGCGCCGACCGGAGUUCUUCAAGGAGGGUGGUGAGGACGGGCGGAUGAGGCUCGGGUACAAUCACGCGCACGAGUGUCGAUCUAUCACCCGGGCGGACGUGGACAAGGUCAAAUCGAAGAAGAGCUCGCCGUACAUCAUGCAGCUCGCGAGGCUGUAG